Glycine soja is the source of this 1187-nucleotide messenger RNA. Its product is annotated as fasciclin-like arabinogalactan protein 12. The record is from RefSeq and is a predicted model, not a curated record. Bases 119 to 841 code for a protein of 240 amino acids. Lineage: Eukaryota; Viridiplantae; Streptophyta; Magnoliopsida; Fabales; Fabaceae. The transcript has a single exon.
ACUUAAUCCCUUAUGAAUCCUCAAUAAAUUCCACACUCCUUCCCUCACUCCCACACCAAGGACCACUCUUCCAUUCAGUUGUUCACACCUCACUCACUGAUUCUCAAAAACUCAAAAGAUGGUGAUGAAGAAAAACCUUCUCUUCUCACUUUCACUUCUCCUAAUGGUUCUCUUCACUUCAUCUCAAACCACCCCAGCACCAUCACCUUCCUCAACCCCAACAGACAUCAUCAGAAUCCUCAAAAAAGCCGGAGGAUUCACCACCCUAAUCCGUCUUCUCACCACUACACAAGUCUCAACCCAAAUCAACGCCCAACUUCUGAACUCAAACAACGGAUUAACAGUGUUUGCACCAAACGACAAUGCCUUCCAAAGCCUCAAACCUGGUUUCCUCAACUCCCUCAACGACCAACAGAAGAAUGAACUCAUCCAAUUCCACGUGCUACCGACGUUUGUUUCCAUCUCAAACUUUGACACUCUGAGCAACCCGGUUAGAACACAAGCCGGUGAUGACCCUGAUAGGUUGGCAUUGAACAUCACAAGCUCAGGGAACCAAGUGAACUUGACAACCGGUGUUGUUAACACCACAGUUGGUGGCAGUGUUUACUCUGAUCACCAGCUCGCGAUUUAUCAAGUGGACAAGGUUCUUCUUCCGAGGGAUUUCUUCGUUCCCAAGCCUCCUCCACCAGCUCCUGCACCUGCAAAGGCUAAGGCUUCUUCUGCAAAGAAAUCUACUGAGGGUCCUUCUUCUGCAGCGGAUAAUGACUCUGCUGCUAUCAGCUUGAAUGGAAUUUGGCUGUCCCUUUCAGUGGCUACUAUUGCUGCAGUGUUUUCCUUGUGACAAUGAUACGAGUUAUUGGUACAUCAAGUGUGCUACUUGGGGUUCGAUGUUCUUGUGCUUUGUUAAAAUUUUCUACAUGCUUUGUUUUGGGAAUGGUUGGAUUAAAGGGAAAUCAUGAACUUUUUGUAGCACUUUUCAAUUAUUUUCUUCUUUUCUUUUUUCUUUUUGCUUCCUUUUGUAUUGAUUAAUCCAGUUUGUGGUGAAUUAUCAAGUAUGUAUUCGAUUUUGAAGGUUUUCUUUUUCUUACUAGUUCGCAUCUUAUGUUAUAUUCAGAAUUUUGUGAAUUGUAAGUUGCCAACGAAGAAUUUUCUGAGUUUUAAUAGAAAAUGAGACCCAAGUUUCUUUA